UGUAGCAACUAGGGAGCAAGCAUUCCAGUGCUUGAUUGAGCUCGCCGUCGGACGCCGUCCACCGUUGUCAGCUCCUCGGCAAGCUUUGAAGACGGUUCGAACCCUAGGUCUUUGUCUUCUCCCAAAAUCCGGAAUGUUGGAAUCGAGGUUGAAGGCCCCUUAUACAUCUCUUGAGAAAGUAGGAUUUUGGAUUCUGAGCAAGUAGUUAUAUAAAAGUUACUUUUAGCAGAGAUAGUUAGAGUCAUGGCAAUGAACCAUGCCAGAUUGGUAAGAGGCAUCCUUGUUAGCAAGGAGGCCGUUGGAGUUGCUUCCCAUCGAACGUUUGCUACUGGUAAGGCAAAGAAAGGAUCUAAAGGGGGUGCUGCAACUGAUGCACCAAAAGCGUCAACACUCAGCAAAGAAGUCAAGUCAACUACAGUAGUUGGUGCCAACAUCCUCAAGGAUGGAGCAGAUCCGAAGAUACUGCCUGAUUCUGAAUACCCUGACUGGUUGUGGCACCUGCUUGAUAAACGCCCAGCGUUAAGUGAAUUGAGAAGGAAGAACAUUGAAACACUUCCUUAUGCAGAUCUAAAACGCUUUGUCAAGCUGGACAAUCGAGCUAGAAUCAAAGAGAAUAACUCUGUCAAGGCCAAGAACUGAUUUUAAAGUAGGAUAAAUAGAAAAAAGGGGUCAGGGAUAUCAUUUCUUUAAGUACUGCGAAUCCGUCCUCGGGGAUUUGUCAUUGAUGAACUUUCACUUACGGAGAUUGUAAUGUAUGGAAAACAUAAAAUGAACACAUGCUUUAACGAUGCCUUCAGUUUGUUUUGUAUUCUGAAUCUCA
This is a messenger RNA of Neltuma alba, 820 nucleotides long. Its product is annotated as 54S ribosomal protein L37, mitochondrial-like. The coding region runs from base 244 to 639 and encodes 131 amino acids. Lineage: Eukaryota; Viridiplantae; Streptophyta; Magnoliopsida; Fabales; Fabaceae. The record is from RefSeq and is a predicted model, not a curated record. Gene Ontology annotation, cellular component: mitochondrial large ribosomal subunit. The transcript is spliced from 3 exons. Gene Ontology annotation, molecular function: structural constituent of ribosome.